This is a messenger RNA of Clunio marinus, 2173 nucleotides long. NCBI's taxonomy places the organism in Eukaryota, Metazoa, Arthropoda, Insecta, Diptera, Chironomidae. The record is from the annotation of a GenBank genome assembly.
AUGUUGGAAUUAAGUGAUUACGAUGAAAACGAAGAAGCUCAUAAAAGUAGCAAUGUGGAAUGUGUUGAAGUGAAUAAUGGGAUUAAAAUGGCUAAUAAACGAUCAAAAUCGUUGGAAAAGGAAGAAGUUGAUGAUGUAAAGCGUACAUCGAGUGAGUUAUUGAAGCGACCCGACACAGCUCCACCUCUUCUUCCGGAUUUCGUAAAGAAAGUGAAUAAGAAAAUCGAUGAACAUUCAUCGAAAUCCAAAUUUAGUGUGGAAAACCACAUUAAAUCAAAGACUGAAAUGAUUGUCACGAAACCUAAUGAAAGUGUUCCUAUUGCGUGUAAUAAACGAGAAAUGAUAUCGGCACUUACAUGGCAUGAACAUGUUUACAGGAAGCCACCAAAAAUGCCAACGCCAUUCUCAAUUGUAGACAUCUUGUGGGGUAAUGAGAAAAAGACAAUUUCACCACAAACAGAUCAAAAUAGUGAUAGCAAUAACAAUUCAAGUCGAUCGUAUCAAAAUGUUGAGCCAUCAACACUUCAACAACUUUUAAAUUUGAACAUUAAAACACCAAGUCCACGAAGCUUCGAACAUACAAACAAUCAAUUGAUUCAUAAUGGAAUUAGCAAGCGCGGUUUGUCACUAAGUGAAACGAGUGAAGACGAAAGUGUCGCAAGUGAUCAACCUUUGAAUCUUUGUGUCAUUAAAUCGCGCGACUCAUCACCUGGGGCGGAUAGAUCAAGUGGGAAAACAAAGAAAGAUUUAUCAGCCAAAUCGAUUCUCAAGCGAAAGAGAUCGAUUGAAGUUACUUCCGAUUCUUAUUUAUCAAACGACUCAAUGAGCUAUAAAGACACAGCAAAUGGAAAAGAAAUUGAUGAUGAUGAAUCAAUCAACGAGGAUGGAUACGAUGAACAGUCGCCGGAUGGAAAAAGAAAAAAGAAAGCCAGAACAACAUUCACAGGACGUCAAAUUUUUGAGCUUGAAAAACAAUUUGAGGUGAAGAAAUAUUUGAGUUCCAGUGAGCGAUCGGAAAUGGCGAAAUUGCUGAAUGUGACAGAGACUCAGGUCAAAAUUUGGUUUCAAAAUCGUAGGACAAAGUGGAAGAAGCAGGAGAACGUAACUCACUUAGAUUUGAGUGAACACAAGCAGAAUGGAUCUUCAAAAAGUUCAACUAAUCAGGAUUUUCAAACAGAAACAUCGCCUCUAGUAAAUAAAACAGGAAAAUCUGUUGCCGCUGAGUUGAGUGCUAAAAUAACAGCAAAGCAAAAUUCUCGAUUAAAGCAGCAACACAAUGGGACGAAAGUGAAUAAGCAUAUGGAGCCACCGAAGUUAAAACCUCAUGGAAUCCCUCAAAAGAUUAACAACAGUUUCAGUAACAACAUUAAACAAGUACAUGAAAUGCAAGUUCAGUUUGUUGACAAGAACUCAGUAAUGAAGAAUUCUUAUCAUAACUUUCACGACGUUGAAAGCCGUUUAGCAGCUUCAAAGAUUUCCAUAAAUGACUUUAAGAAUAAAUCAUCAGCACCUGUAGCACUAAACCUAAAGCGGAAUUAUCUUUGAAAGAAAGUUAAGUUUCAGAAAUUGAAGAGAAAAAGAGAAUAAUGAGGGUCUGCUAGUUGUUUUAAAACAAGAACAAUUUACAUGAAACAGUUUCCAUGACAUCUGAAAUAAUUCUAACCAAAAGCAUUCACACACUCGCAAAAAGCUUUUUUAAAAAGACAAUCGAAGAGAGUUGUAAAAAUUUCUGAAACAAUUUUCCAAAAUAUUUUUAUUUCCUUUAGUUGAAACUUCGAAUUUACAAAUCCUUUGUGGAAAUUUUUAUGUGUAGGAGACAUUGACAAAGUGAAGUCAAUUUAACGAGUCAGACAAGAAUAAAAUUAAGUCACGCCGAUAUUGCAUCUGUCAUGCGAUCAACAUAUCAAUCGAAAUUAUUUUAUAAAUGUAAGCAGACUUCUGGAAAACUUUCACAGAAGACUCUUCAACAGAUGUAUGAAUGUAAAAAGGAACAAUCUGAUUGCGACAAAGAGAAAUUAUAUAAAUAAAUGUCAAUUCUGAGUCAUAAAGUAGCGUUUAGUAAUUGUAGAGGGUAAUUAAUUAAUUUUGUUUUCAUAUGCUCAUUAUUGAUGUGGUUUUUUUGUAUACGAGAAAAUUGCAAUUGGCAUGACUGUAAUAAAAUUGCGAAAAGCUG